AUGUACAACAAUACCGCAGCCUCAUCUGAUCCAAAUGGCAAGCCCUCCCAAUUUGGACCAUCGCGCCGCACUAUUGGCCGUCCAGGUCCCAUGCAGGCAUCCUCUUCCAACAAACAAAGGAGACUUUCAAAUAGCUACAUGGGAAAUCCACCAUUCCAACCUGAAGAGUAUGCGACCGCCCAGAUUCGCCUUGAGUCAAAUGAAGCUUGGCCCUACCUUCCUGCACCUGAAAACUCAAUCAACAAUUAUCCAAACUAUGACCCUGGCCAAGUGAGUGUUUGCAGAACGAAUAACCCGGUCAUUGCAUAUCAGUCAUCAGAAACCCCGGGCAGUUCUCAACUCAUUCAAUCAUCUCUUCCCUACACUCAAACCUUCCCUUGUCUUGCUGGCACUCCUGACACUGUAUGUGUUUGCCAGACCUGCAGGAUCAAUACAUCAAGUCAAGAACUUCUUGGUCCCAUUGGUGUCGGGAACCAAAUGGCUGCUGUAUCCAGUCAACAACUCGGAAUCGGCCCAGGCGCUGGAUCCACCGGUCUACUCUUCCAGGGUUCAAUACCUUCCCUUGAGACAUCGCGGCCUUCCUCGUUUACUACAUACAACCAAACCGAUUCGGGCAUCUCACAGUAUGUCCCGUUGUCCAAUUCACAUUUACAAAUUCCCUACGAUAACUCUUCAACAACAAAUUUCAACUCCUCAUUAGCCAGCUUACCGAACGGGUACGGGUUCUGGGGCCCUUCAAAUAUCGAUCAAAGCUUCUCAUCGCUAUUGACUGACAGGGGAGCUUACCAGCCCAUGUCUAUCAUGCCACAAGCCCGAGAUCUUAUUAUCCCACCAGAGCAGCAGAACACCCAGCAAGGAUUCGGCUUUGGAAGCAUCGUCUCACAAAAAGCAGAGAGACCCAGCUGUACGGACUUUCUUGAGGCUCAGCGUCGUCUAAAUGCAGAAUUCAAGAAUGACUUGACGGCAACGCCAAAGGACGAGGAGAAUUUCGCUGCUUCGAUUGGUAUAUCAGCAGCACAAUUGCAAUUUUGUAUCUCUGCCAGGCUUCAAUUACUGCCUCGUAUCGAGGACAUGGUAGUCUCAUCAUACAAGCAUGGUAUCCCACCUGAAUAUACAGCAGAGUGGUACCGGGAAGUGCACUCAGCAAACCAACCCUCAAACAGAGGAGUUCACGAUUCAGCUUAUCAAUCACGCCCAAGCACUUCCAAAAAUCAUUUCCAAUCAAGGAAGAGGCAGAAAAGGCCGAUCAAGAACGCCAAUAGAGAGAAGCCUUAUCAAUGUACUCGUAUCAAGUCAGAUGGAACAUAUUGUUUGAAAGAAAACAUACAUCUCGCCGACUGGAAGCGACACGAAGAAACACACUGGCCCCAAAGACGAUGGGAAUGCAUAAUCAAUGACUCAAAUGGAAAUGUGGCUUGUCAUAUUUGUGGCACACACAUCGACUUGGCUGGACAGCAUUCAAAUUCCCACAACCUAUGCUUAGGCAACGUUCUAAGAAUUGGACAUGAUUUCCACCGCAAGGAUAAGCUGAUAGAUCAUGUUAGGCAAGCGCAUGGAUGCAAUGCAAAUGUCGAAGCAUGGUACGUUGACGUCAACUCGGAUUGGAAAAGACAGUGUGGCUUUUGUGGUGAAACCUUUAUAAAUUGGGACACCAGAUGUGCACAUGUCAGUCGACACUUCACCGCUGGAAUGCGGAUGAUUCAAGACUGGAAAGACCCGUGGACAAAAGAUCAUGAGAACCAAGGUCAACCACCAGACGAGGGGAACGAUGAUGAUGAUGAUGAUAGUGGAAGUGAUGGAAACGGCAAUGGACCCAAACACGACUUGAACAGCAACAACAAUAACAACAUGAACAAUUCUAGAACAGGCUACAAUCCCCGGAAUGGGCCAGGAAGUGGAAAUGGGAAGAGAUCAACACGCUCCCAUGAAAGCACUAGUGGCCACGAGAAAGACACACAGAAUGAUGGUCAGGAGAUGCACUAUUCGAGUGAUCUGGCUGAUGGCGUAAAAAGUGAAGAAAUAGAAUCCACAGAGCAAAGCGAAGACAGAAAUCCUUGCCCAGCAACCACAAAAUCACUCACUGAUCAAAAGACUACCUCUGGCUUUGAAUUUGUCAGGAGGCUUGGAUAUGGCUCAUUCGGUACAGUGGAUGAGGUUCUUCACACAAGUACCAAAACCUACUUUGCCAGGAAGUCGAUUCGGCCAUCGCUUAAUCAGUCCCCUGCCGCUUUAUUCCAGGCCCAACGGGAGGUUGUAGCUCUUUGCAGCCUAAGACAUGUUCACAUCAUUGGUGUUGUGGCAUACUAUACCUUUGGGGAUCAGUUUUCUAUUAUCAUGUCUCCAGUAGCCGAGGGAAACUUGUCGGAAUAUAUGUUCAACGAUUGUUCAGCACCUUUAAUCAAAAGUUCGAACCUCUCGAAAUGGAUUGGAUGUUUGAUAUCCGCUGUUUCCUAUAUGCAUGAGAAGUCAUGGCAGCAUCUCGAUAUCAAGCCAAGCAAUGUUCUUGUUACCGGAGGUCAUGUAAUGCUCUCAGACUUCGGUGGCGCUCUGCCCAUGGAGGAUCCGCGAUCGGCUAUCUUUGCGGAAAGCCGCUGUGCUGUCACUCUUAUGUAUUGUGCUCCCGAGCUGGCAUUCAAGAGCCGAAAGCCCGUCAGAACUGGUGCCAGCGACAUCUACUCCUUGGGUUGUGUCUUUCUUGAGAUGGCAACCAUUAUACAUCGCCAGAGUCUGAAGUCAUUCGAGCAACUGAGAGCGUUCGAUACGGGGAACGGUAGCUAUCAUAUCAAUCCCAGGAAGUCUUGGACUUGGAUACACCAUCUGUGGGAUAUUGACGAGGAUCUAGGCUUAAAUCGCCAACAUGGUCUCCAUGUCAUCUCCAGCAUGUUAUCAGACGAUCCAAGAAAGCGGCCAACAGCCCGAUAUAUCGAGGACUCUUAUCAUUACUACAAAUUCUUCACAUCGCAACAUGAAGACAAAGGCGUUGAGGAGGAAAAUUACCUCAUAAUCACGACACCGGAGAGCAGUCGUCAAGGAUUUGAUCCCAUGAACAUCGCUCGUCGAUGGCUUACAAAUUGCUCUACGAACCACAAGAGUUGCUCCAGAUCAUCGAGAGACUUCUUCCCUUCCCGAAUCUUGAACGUCGGCACUGAUAGCAAUUUCAUACAUCUGCAGUCGUCGAAUGACUUCCCAAGCCCGUACGUGGCACUUAGCCACUGCUGGGGUGCUGGAAAUAUCCUUAAGACAACCUCAAAGACACUGAGGGCGAUGACUCAAGGCAUCGAAAUAUCGUCUUUAUCGAAUGCGUUUUCAGAUGCUGUGCGUAUCACUCGUGCUCUUGGGCUAAAGUACCUAUGGAUCGACGCACUUUGCAUCCUACAAGAUCGUAUCGAUGAUUGGGUCUCUGAGUCAUCUCAGAUGCACAUGAUUUAUUCCCAUAGUAGCCUUACCAUAUGUCUUGCCAGUGAUGGGAAUUCUGGGUAUGGCGGAAAACAACCACUUGCUGAAAAGCAGAAAGUGGACGAGUCGAGUCCCAUGUGCUUGACUUGUUCUAAAGGCUACAAUGAGUUUGAACAUUUGUGCGAGGAUACGCCUACCACGAUGCUACUCGACUCACCUUGGUCCAAGCGCGCUUGGACGCUACAGGAACGAAUUCUCUCUCCUCGGGUCUUGUAUUAUUCUUCGACAAGAAUGGCGUGGGAAUGUGGAGGCAACCGGACCACGCUCGACAUCGUAAGCCGGAUGCGGGAGAAUUUGAAAACAUUGUCUGUCAGCACAACAGUGACAACCAGCCGGAAAAGGUGCUGGGAUACGCCUCUUACGAAGCCGUCUCAGGAGUUCAACAAACUGUGGCGAGAUAUUGUUAAAGAGUACACAAAUCGACAAUUAACUUUUCCCAAGGACAAGCUUCCAGCUCUCGCAGGAGUUGCUGCCGAAAUUGCUUCACUGAGCGGUCAAAAAUACCUCGCCGGUCUCUGGAGCGACGACCUCAUCCAUUCCAUUCUUUGGUGUCGUGACUUCGCAACAACUCCCCUCCCACCACCCUCCCAAUACCGUGCCCCAAGCUGGUCUUGGGCUGCCAUCGACAGUCCGGUUACCUGGCCCAAAGCAAUGCUUGAAUUUCCAGAUGACGAAGAAGCUAAAAUAAUUAGCUGGAAAGUCAUACCACAGUGGGCAAGAUCUCCUUUCGGGCAGGUAUCGAGUGGAGGAAGUUUGGCGAUUCAAGGAUCGAUGCAAAAAGUGCUGAUUGAGAGGAGUCAGCCCCAAACUAUAUUGGACCUAGAAGCACGGAUGCCGUUUGCAUUUGCUCAGUGGGACUGCCUGGAACCUCAACACUACGAAAGAUCUUGUCAGAAUCGCCGCAAAGUUCUUGACGAACUUUGGUGCUUACGCAUUUUGAGUGGGGCGGGGUUGUUGCUGAGGGAAAUGAAUAAGGGCGAGCCUGAUACGUUUCAGAGGGUAGGCCUUUAUCGUAUUCAUGACAACCUGGUUAAAGACGCCAGUUUGGGUAAUAUUCGACAUGGAAUUGUUCGCAUUGCUUUGAUUAUAUAA
Messenger RNA from Cadophora gregata, 4548 nucleotides. RefSeq lists its product as uncharacterized. Gene Ontology annotation, molecular function: ATP binding; protein kinase activity. Gene Ontology annotation, biological process: protein phosphorylation. The transcript has 5 exons. Lineage: Eukaryota; Fungi; Ascomycota; Leotiomycetes; Helotiales; Ploettnerulaceae. The record is from RefSeq and is a predicted model, not a curated record. The coding region runs from base 1 to 4548 and encodes 1515 amino acids.